Messenger RNA from Bicyclus anynana (squinting bush brown), 2133 nucleotides. RefSeq names its product intraflagellar transport protein 80 homolog (gene Oseg5). The transcript is spliced from 14 exons. The record is from RefSeq and is a predicted model, not a curated record. Gene Ontology annotation, biological process: cilium assembly. Gene Ontology annotation, molecular function: protein binding. Bases 41 to 2032 code for a protein of 663 amino acids. Gene Ontology annotation, cellular component: intraciliary transport particle B; cilium; centrosome. Lineage: Eukaryota; Metazoa; Arthropoda; Insecta; Lepidoptera; Nymphalidae.
AUUUCCAAACUCCGUAACAACAAGAAAGUUGUGUUACAACAUGAAAUUGAAAAUAUCCUUUUUAAAAGAGCCAAAACAUGUCGGAGUGGUUUCUUGUGUUAGCUGGAAUAAUACGGAGGACGUAUUUUCAUGCGGAGAUGAUCACAAGCUUUUGAAGUGGCAUCUUGUAAACGGUGAAUGCUUAGUCGUAGCCACUUUCCCUGAAGAUUUUUAUCCUAUAUGUAUGCACUUAUUUCCUAAGAUACACAUUGGUGGUAACAAACACCAGCAAGAUGUUAUUUUAAUCGCAUGCGCUGAUGGCAAAUUUCACAUUGUGAAUAACAACGGUCGCAUAGAAAAAAGCGUAACGGCGCAUCAAGGAGCAUGCUUAGCAGCUCAGUGGAGUCCUGAUGGAGCAGGAUUUUUAACAGCUGGUGAAGAUGGAUUUGUGAAGGUUUGGUCCAGAAACGGCCUAUUAAGAUCAGUGGUGAUACAAUCAGAUGAGCCAUGUUACAACGCUAUUUGGAGUCCAGAUAAUAGCUCCAUCUUGUACACAAAAGGAAAUUAUCUUGUAAUUAAACACCUAAGCUCUACCUCGAAGGUGACAAAAUGGAAAGCGCAUGAUGGUGUUAUUCUAAGCAUAGCGUGGAAUGCAAAUAAUAACUUAAUUAUUUCUGGAUCCGAAGACGGAUUUUCUAAGAUUUGGGACUCAUUUGGUCAGCAAAUUUCAGUAAGCGUGAAGCAUGAUCAGCCGAUCACAAGUGUCAGUUGGUCACCGGCUGGCGAUAUGUUUAUAAUUGGUAGUUACAAUUUACUACGGCUUUGCAACGCAAAUGGAUGGUCACACUGUCUUGAUCGUCCGUCAACUGGGAGUGUUUAUAGCAUUGCGUGGUCAUCUGACGGCACCCAGCUAGCUGCAGCGUGUGCUAAUGGACAUGUUCUAUUUGCACAUAUUAUUGACAGGGAAUACACAUGGAAAAAUUACGCAUGCACCCAAAUUGGUCGAAAGGUUGUCUCCAUCAAAGACAUUUUGACCGAUCAAAAUGACCAACUCGAUUAUCCGGAUAGGGUCAUACAAAUAGCGUUAGGUUUCAAACAUUUGGUAAUAGCUACAGUGAAACAAUGUUUUAUACACAAAUUGAGUUCCUGGAACACACCUGUAACAUUUGACCUGAAGGAAGGAACUAUUAGCAUGAUUUUGCUGGCCGAGAGGUGUAUGUGUGUAGUAGAGCGUGCCGGUAUUUCCAUAUACAGUUAUAUGGGUCGUUUACUCGCGAGCCCACGAUGUGGAUCUCGACCAGAAACCAUUGGAAGAGCUGCAAUAUCUUUGGGACCGGAUUCUUUGGCGAUUAUCGACCAGAGUGACAGAAAGACCAUUCACGUAUACGAUUUACCUACUGGAUUAAUUGUGCGAAGUUCGACAGAUAAUACAGUGACGAAAUUGGUCCAUAAAAUGACAGUAUCAAAUGUAUCGCUGAGCCAAACUGGAUCAAUUAGCGAAAGGCAACUUGCUUUGUUAGAUUACAACAGGGAUUUGUAUGUUGUCACAGUUAGAGACACUAAAUGUAAAUUCAUGAAACUGGGGUCUCAAGUACUGAGUAUAAUAUGGAGUGCUGACACUGAACUGCUGGUCGGUUUAAGAGCUAACUCAGCUGUGGCGUGGUGUUGCACGCAUGCUGCCACUCAACCUGACUGGCUCGCCCUCACUACAGUCAGCAAAGAUAUUAGUGACCUGGGCCGUAACCCUAGUUUAUUAAGUGUUGAAGAGGGAGUCGCAUGCAUCUGUCGCGGUAAUGGCUCCCUGCUGCACGUUUCGCUUGCUGCCUUUCCCGAGAAACUGCUAAAACACGUAGCUGAUAACAUGUGGCAGGAUGCAUUACAACUGUGCCGAACAGUUGAGGAUGAGACAUUGUGGGCUUGUUUAGCAGUUUUAUCAUGGCAACACAAUCAACUAGCGGUUGCUGAAGAGGCCUUCGCUUUGAUACAUCAAUACUAUCAAGUUUGUUACAUACAGCAUUUAAGAAGUACGAUUCCUGAGAAGCUAUCAACAUAGGUAUCUAGUCCACUCCCUGAAUAGAAGUUUAUUAUUUCUAGCUACGUAAUUACAAAUGCAUAAAUAAAUAUCUAUCUAAAUAAACUAUGUUUUAAUACCUA